Molecule: messenger RNA, 850 nt
Organism: Thlaspi arvense
Lineage: Eukaryota; Viridiplantae; Streptophyta; Magnoliopsida; Brassicales; Brassicaceae
Source: the annotation of a GenBank genome assembly
CGGAAAUUACCAAAGAACCUGGUUUCAUUUUGACUCUGGUCGGUUCUUGAUACGGUUUAGCAGAAGAUUCAUCAACAUAUCAUCCCAGUGAUCUGGUUUUAUCUCAAAUUUGAAGGAACAUAUGGAAAAACCAAGAAAUAUUUUUAGGGUUUGCUCUCUUUUAAUGGCGUUUUUGUUUGCUUAUUCUGCAUCUGUCCAGCUUAACGAUCCUGAUUGGUACUUUUGGUUUCCUCUGUACACACUAGCUUUUGCAGUUAAUCUGAUUAACAGCAAAAGAGUAUCUAAAUCGAGAAGAAUCAAACAGAUCACGAGAACAACUCUUAGCUUGGGUCUGUUUUUGUUGGUUAAAGUUGUUGCAGAGGAUGUCUUGACAGAGAAAGUUGGAGUCUUGUCUUUGGAUCUCACUCAUAGAGUGGUUAGAGAGAAGAUCGGAAGUGCUUUGGUGAUAGCUUCCAUGGUUCUUCAACUACGAGCUUCUUCUUCAAAACCAAAAGAGAAAUGCGUUGACUUUGGCAAGGAGUAGCAACAUUUAAUCCUUAAAAGAGCUUUAAACAUUAAUCCGGAUUUAAUUAGUUUCGGUUCGGCUUUCUAGGUUUUUUUUGGUUUAUGAAAAUAAUAUAGAGGACUUAGUGGAAGUUAAACUUUUAUAGAGUUGAUUAAUUUUAAUAAUUGAGAAAUUUUGUUAAAUUUAUAUUAAAAAACCAUUAAAAUUGGAGAAAAUUUUGUAUUCAGAACAACCAUCCUUGGGCCCAAUCAACCCAUUGAUGAUGAGAAUAUAGUCUUUUAAAAAAUUGUAUGUGAGAAUCUGUUAUUUAAAAAGGUAUGUUUUAAGAUUUAAAUUUAAAUUGCA